Molecule: messenger RNA, 507 nt
Organism: Hyphopichia burtonii NRRL Y-1933
Lineage: Eukaryota; Fungi; Ascomycota; Pichiomycetes; Serinales; Debaryomycetaceae
Exons: 1
Coding region: 1-507 (168 amino acids)
Source: RefSeq, a predicted model, not a curated record
AUGGGAGUUGAUUCCAUAUCUUUUGAUUAUUUUAUUUUGGAAUUAGCAUCUCUGAUCAAUAAAAGAAUGUUGUUAUCUAGCCUAUUUUUCAUUACCCUAGUUUCAUUUGUUUCUUCUGCUAAAAUCUUUAAAAUUAGUAUUAUUAACCCAGGAAGCCAAUUCCAAGGAAAAAGUAUCGCAUCAACUAAAGAUUUUCAAGUCUAUUUAGAUAUUAAUGGCCAAGAAGGUGAAGAAAUCGAAUUCAAAUUAGAGGAUUCCGGAUUAUUAUAUAAUACCAAGAAUAAUCAUACUUUAACCGUUAAAAAUAAUUAUGUCUACGAAGUUUAUGAUAAUCCUACUGACACCCACUGGAAUUUAGAUUCUGAUGACUUUUUAAUCUAUCAAGGAGAAGAUUUCUAUGCUUGCAAAAGUGAAGAAGACGGGGUUACUUCUUUUAAGUUGGCUACUGAAUGUAACAACGGUACUUCCAUCUCUUUGAAAUCCUCUGACAUCUCCGACAUUAACUAA